Molecule: messenger RNA, 4971 nt
Organism: Orbicella faveolata
Lineage: Eukaryota; Metazoa; Cnidaria; Anthozoa; Scleractinia; Merulinidae
Product: prokineticin receptor 2-like
Biological process (GO): G protein-coupled receptor signaling pathway
Cellular component (GO): plasma membrane
Molecular function (GO): G protein-coupled receptor activity
Source: RefSeq, a predicted model, not a curated record
GACAACAUAUUUAACAGGGCUGAAAAUGUUUCAAAAAUGGCUAACAAAAAAGUAAAAAACUAAACGUUUUCGACAUAAUGUCAUCUUCAAGGUAAAAAAGCCGUCCGCUACUCGCAUAAAUUAUAUCCGUUAGGUAAUACCCGAUGAGAACAGUUUCGCCAUGUAACAGUGAAUUUGUUUUUUUAAACUGGGUUGCCAUUGUUGGAUCAGUAGGCCUUCUGGGAUUCUUUGCUUGUGAAAAGAUUGGGCAAUGCAGAGUAUGUGCUAGGUGACGUUCAAGUUCAGAGUCAUUGCAUGUGUUUUAAUGGUCCACAAUUCCCACCUGCAGAAGUUCCUCAUGCAUGGUCUCACCGAUUACCUGUCAUCGCAAGAACAGUAUCAUUUAUAGACCCUUUUCAUAAAUGGCUGCCAAUUAUAAGUUCUUUGGUAGAUAUUAAAACUAGCCUGACUAACCUCGUUCUUGAGUUGAUAAUUCAAAAGAAUUUUUACUCCCAAACGAGUUUAGUGAGGCUAAUUUAAAUACAUACAAAAUAAUUUUAAGUUGGUAGUCAUUUAUGAAAAGGUUCUAUAGACCAUCCGUGGAUUAUGAGUGUUUUUGUCUUUAAGGUUGAAAAGGCUUUUGGUUUGUCUAGUUUGUCGAAGGGCAAUUGCAAUUGAUUUGGAUAACGAUGUCAAAACAAUUGAAACAAUCUCUCUAAGUGCGGAAUACCAAGAUCGUUUUAAUUCCCAAAAAAGUGAACCGUAGUUUUCCGAAACCUUCAACUGAAGACGAUAAUUUGAUUCCUAGUUUCCCGUUCGAAAACCGCAACGAGAUUUUUGACCAAACUUCCUUACUGCAAUAGAAACGAACGACUUGGCAAAACUUCGCAUGUGGUCUUUAGGGGAAUUUUGUUUUGUUUUGUUUUUUGUUGUGGUGGUGGUGAUAGCUACAUCGGUGAGAACACGAGGAGACGUGACAGGCAGGUUCAGAGUCAUUACAUGUGUUUGAAUGUUCCACAAUUCGCACCUGCAUAUUCCUAAUGCAUGGUCGUACCGAUUAGCUGUCAACGAAAGAGCAGCAUCCUUUACAGACCACACGUGGUUCAUGAGUGUUUUUGUCUUUAUGGUUGAAAAGGCUUUUGAUUUGUCUAGUUUGCCAAAAGGCAAUUGUGAUUUAUUAUGACAACGAUGUCAAAACAAUUGAAACAAUCUUUCUAAAUGCGGAAUACCCAGAUCGUUUUCAUUCCCAAACAGGGAACAGUAGUUUUCUGAAACCUUCACCUAAGAACGAUAAUUUGAUUCCUAGUUUCCUUUUCGAAGAGCGUAACAAGAUUGUCACCAAACUUCCUCACUGCAACAGAAACGAACGACUUAGCAAAACUUUCACAUGUGGUCUAUAUCGGUGAGAACACGAGGAAUGUGCACGUGCGAAUUGAGGAACAGUUUCAAAUACAUGCAAUGACUCCUGCCCAUCACCUACGCGAGAACUAUUUGCAUUCGUUUAGCUGGCGCAUACUCUGCAUGGCCCAAUCUUUUCGCGAGCGAAGAAUCCUAUAGAAGGCUUAAUGAUCCAACAAUGGCAACCCAGCUCAAACAUGGCGAAACUCUUCCUAUCGGGAAUUAUCUAAAGCGUAAAAAUUAUAUGAGUAGCGGACGGCUUUUUCAUCCUGAAGAAGAAAUUUUGUCGGAAAAGUUUCGGUUUUUUAACUUUAUAGCCAUUUUUAAGACAUUUUUAGCCUUUGUCAUUAUUCUUCUUGUAAUCGUGCAUUUAAAAUACAAGCAAUAUUGGUAAGACAGUAUCCAGUUCUCGACUUUUCCGUACAUAACGCACAAGCUGAUAUCCUGUUUAAAUCCCAUUUUUUUCGUAGAUUGGUAAAACGGAGUCCACUUAUCAACUUUCACGCACAAAGCUUGCGGGUUUACGAAUGGCUGGUCAAGGUCUAAAGAUAGUUGAGGGUUUUUCCCAGUUCCCAAUAUAGCAACGUAGUUUACAUUUCAUCUAUUUACUCUUUGGAACGUAAACUGGUGAAAGUUAAACAAUGCCACACAUAAGGUAGUCAUGUACCUUACUGCAUUAGUGGCCAUAAAUUUGGUUUGAAAACAACCGUCCUUUGAAAAGCCUUAGGGUUUUGAUUAAAUCAAACAACGCAACCUCACCACGUGAAAGUACUUAUUCAAACGUGAUAUUAUCUACCUCACCUUCAAGGAUGAGCGGCUUUGUUAUCAAAGAAACGUCACUUGAAGCCAUUGAGAUUAUUAAAAUUUCCGAGUAAGGGUCAAGACGGCUAUAUGGUUAUAAAUAACUCAUUCUGCAACUGAUAAACAAAAGACAAGUCAUAUCACGUAUCGCUUUUACGAUAUAUAUUUUGCUUCGGGCGCCACGUGCUCCAACCAGAAAUGACGUUUGCUCAUGGCCAAUGAUGCCAGACCUAAGCGAAAGAGACUACUUAAGUUUGAGUGGAACCGUCACAGUGGCUUCACAACAUUUGGGCUGUAACGUUCAGAUCAGUAGUUCAGCCAUGAACUUUUCUUCAGACAUAUCAGGCGAGUUUGUUCUGACCAUUAACAGCAGCUACUCAACAGAACAUUGUACGAUAAACGAGGGACCAAGACCAGUUACCAUAACAAUACAUGCCUUUACUCUGUUGGCAUCUUUGGUGGGUAACAUUCUCCUUAUUACUGUCUUCAUGAGAAUAAGAGAAUCGAUCCUGCUUCUUAUUGCUAACAUGGCCGCUUCCGACCUUCUGGUGGCAGUGUUUCUAAUCCCUCGUCUAAUUACCAGAGAAAUCAUCGGUUCUAACGCUUUCCUAGUUCAUGGAAAUGGAGGCACGUUUCUCUGUAAGAUGUGCACUUUCCUUGCCGACAUAUCAUUGUCGGUUUCGACUCAGAGUUUAGUAUUGAUUGCCGUUGAGAGAUUCCUAGCGAUUGUGUUUCCAAUAUUGUAUAAGAAACUCACCGUGAAAAUACGUCGUGUUCUGGUCGCCUCUGCUUGGAUCAUGGCUGUAGCAUUUCACUCGCCAUAUUUUUACACGUUUCGACUGGUAGCCGCUGAUCCUAAGAAUCCUGACUAUCAAGAAUGUCAAUCUCGCUGGGAUCCGGCUUUCGAUCACAAGUCAGCACAACUUCGCUACAUCACAUUUCUAUACCUUACAGUGUUGCUUAUACCAUUGCUUGUAAUAUUAGUCUUGUACAUUGCAAUCCUAAUCAAUCUUCGAAGCGACAAAAUGGAGACUUAUAGAAGUGACAAGGGAGCGAGACAAUGGAAGGAACGCAAUAGAAAUUUUAAAAGGAUGGCUGUAGCUACUUUAACAGCGUUUUUAAUGUGCUGGGCCCUCUUUAUCGUGAUUUCGUUUAUCAAACUCUUUUCUCCGGAGGUUGUUCCUAAAUGUUAUAGAAGUUUCAUGGUAUUGGAUUACAUUUCUCGCGUAUUGGCGAGCUCCUACUGUGCAGUUAAUCCAUGCAUUUGCUUCAUAUUCGUGCGGAGUUUUUCUCGCGAAUUGAGAAAUAUGUGUAAAAGAAAACAUCAACAGCCUGUGAUAACAAGCAGAAAGUUAAGGGUACAAUCCAAUUUGAGCAGCCGCGGUACAUGUCAGACUGAGUUAAUACGGUCCUAUUCUCAAUCCUCGCAAACAAUGACGUUACUACUGAGGAUUGACAACCAUCAUUCUAAUGUCUCCACGCCUUCCUUUGCGGCAAACAGGGCAGAUUCUUCUGUCUCCACACCUUCCCUUGCGGCAAACAGGACUUCCCAUUGUACCUGAAGAAGACUGGUUUGGCCAGCCGAAAUAUAGUACACUUUCAAAAAAGAUCAUCCUACGUUGUGUCGGUUUCUUCUUUUCUAAUCUACUUUUAAAACUGAUGACUCAGCAGCGUAAAAGGAAUCACACUAUUUAUACUAUUAGGGCCUGGGACUUUCAAUCGACACCAGCUCUAAAAGCAAUUUACCACUAUGUAGCUGGAAUUGUAGAAACUCGUCAGAUCGAUAAAUGUCUUGGAGAACAAAACUUAUUCGACACCUUUUUAAAACCCACAUGUAUGCUUUCAUAUCUUAUUCCUGUCUUUAAUGGUACAGAUAAAUUGCAGAUAAAUGUUGCAAAGCUCGUUUCAACCACUAUUCCACUCAGUUUACAUUUGAUGCAGCAUAAUAUCGUAAUCGCCUCCAACUUAAGGCUACUUCAGUUUUUACAUGUAAUAAACGAGUAGAAGGUAAAGUAAAGGCAAACCUUAUUUGUUGAAUCAUGGCUAGAACGUGGCUAGAACGUCUCAAUAGGGUUUGAACCUGUAACUGUCAGCUGAGAUCUGACGAGUUUUUUAAUCGAGAUAGCUGGAAUGUCUGAGAUCUUUAAAUUUACUGAUAGGUAAAAAAAAAUUAGCCGAAGUUUUAACUCAUGGCCGCGCACGUGGGAAGUUUGGAAAGCACGAAAAAAAAAAAGCCUAAGAAUUGAUUGCGGUGCAGCCGAGAGUAACUCUCUAAGUCCAAAGUGCAUCACAACUCGAGGAGGGUGGCAAAGGAUUUUCGCUUGACGCGUAAUGACCCCAACAUUAGCCGCGUGAUGUGUGAUAGAGCCCAAAUUGGCCGCGUGACGCACAGCGUGAUGGGUGAUUUGCUAUUUUACACGCGCGUGACGCGUGAUUUACUGAGUAGAUUUCCGUGAGUGAACGUUCUUUGACCUUUAAGGAUAACAUUCAUUCAAAGUAAAUAAACUCUUAUAAAGAUGCAUAAACCGUGACGGCCAUGAAACCGUUUUGCGGUCUUUCCGUCCUUUCCUUGACCUUUGAUGUCUUUGAACUUCGUGGUAGGUCCAAAAAAUCGUCACACAAUAGGCAUAAGUUUUGAUAUAGACAAUAAAAUUAUGUAGUUAAAACUUACACAAGGCCAGGAUUCGGAGACCUAAGAUCUUCAGUGUCAUUUUUGUCGAGCGCCUGGCUGUGGUUUUGCGUCGAACAAGUCGGACUAGAACUCCUAAAUUAAAGACUCGUUGAUAUACAACA